AUGAGCAUAGUAAUCGCUCUGGGAGUCACCACACCUGAAGCGUCUUACACAGAAAUGGCUGCUGGAUCAGACCCUGAAUCCGUUGAAGCAAGCCCUGCAGUUAAUGAGAAAAACUUCAACAAUCACAGUUGUGGAAGUGCACAAAGUCAUGGCUAUCGGGGGCUCCCCUAUGCUAAGCAACAGUCUUCCGUUGUGUGUUGUCAGGAUCACAACUAUGGUGCACCCCCCCCUCCUACCCCACCCGCUUCCCCGCUCUCUCAAACCAUCAUCCCUCGAAUGGAUCUUAAUGGCGUGGUACGCAGUUCCCGCUAUAUUCAAACAACAGACGACAACUCGGCAGACAGCGAUAGCUCCUCGGGAGAGGAUGGGGCUAUAGCCAGCUGGUGUCACUGCACGCUGAUGCCAGACGGCUUACUCAUUAAAUGUGACAACUGCAGAGGAUCUGAUGGCAGGAAAGGAACCGAUGGCCAGCACAGGAAAAAUGAAAAUAUAUCAGCUGGAGAGAGCAGCGGGACAGAGAGUGGUGAUGAAGAAGUGUCACCUUCCACGGUCUCUUACACUGCCACCCAGCAUACACCCACCAGCAUCAAACUCACAGUCAACAGAGUCAAAAGAAGCAAAUCGAAAAAGAGGAAAAAAAGCACAGAAAAAGCUGGAGGAACACCAAAGGGCAAGAAAGUUAAAGCUUUUCGAGAGGGUUCUCGGAAGUCUAUGAGGAUGAAGAACUCGACAACGGAGGCCAGUGUGCUAGAUGAGAACACAGAAGAGGGAUGGGAGAAGAGAAUCCGACAGUGGACGGACCAAUAUGAGGAGGCCUCUGCCAACCAGUACAGUGCAGACAUCCAAACGCUGCUACAGCUUCACCGCACUGCUAGCACAACUGUUGGAAACACAGAAAGUGAACCCAUGAGCCUUCCAUCCACCGCACAGACAUCACUUGACGCCAUGGACACCAUCAAUCUCACCGAGCUGGCCUGUAACAACACUGUGCUCGGAUCUCAGAUGCAGCUGCAAUUAGGACGUGUAACACGUGUUCAGAAACACAGGAAGAUACUUCGUGCCGCUAAGACUCUUGACCCUGACAUCCUCAUCAUUGAGUAUCGAGGGAAGGUCAUGCUAAAGCAGCAGUUUGAGGUCAAUGGGCACUUUUUUAAAAAGCCCUACCCUUUUGUAUUGUUUUACUCCAAGUUUAAUGAAAUAGAGAUUUGUGUGGAUGCAAGGACCUUUGGAAAUGAUGCGCGCUUCAUUAGAAGGUCCUGCACACCCAACGCCGAGGUGCGACAUAUGAUUGCUGAGGGUAUGAUACAUCUGUGUAUAUAUGCAAGCAGUCAAAUUACAAAGGAUGCCGAGGUCACAAUUGGAUUUGAUUACGAGUUCAACAGCUGUAAUUACAAAGUGGACUGCGCGUGCCAUAAGGGAAACCAGAAUUGCCCUGUACAAAAACACAACAUGAGCCCCAGGGAAAGCUUGCCGAACUCCCCCUCAAUUCCACCGCCCUCUUUGGUUGGUGCUGAGACACGGCAGAGAAAGGCCCGCAGAAAAGAGCUAGAAGUUUGUACAGAUGGCAAACAGGUUAAGCAGCCCCUAGAGGUCAAAGAGCUGCAAGGACACAGUGAUGCAGAGGGGCCUCUGGAUGAGUUGAAGCUGGAAGAAACUGAGGAAGGGGAGGUGGAUGAUAAUGGAAUUGUCAUGUCCAAUAAAAAAUCACUGAACAAUCUGGAAAAGAGGCGAAGAAAGGCAGGAUCAGAUGUAAACGAGGACGGUUUAGAAACAGAAGAGGGGACAAGGACUGUUCCCAUAUCUCAUAACACAGGGGUAGGCGUUAGCACACGGCGUACUUCCUAUUCCACGGAUACAUUGGCUAUUGAAGAAAAGACCUCAUUACCAAGUCUGCCUGCCCCGGUUGCCCCUCCCAAACCUGCGCGCUCUUCAAAGCCUCGUCCCAAGAGCCGAAUGUCCCGGUACCGCUCCAACUCAUCCCAACGUGCCAGGCGGCAGCGUCAAGCGCUCGCCCAGCAAGCCGCUGCGGCUGCUGCUGCGACGGCAGCUGCAGCUCCCUUAGCCGAGCAAAGUGCCGGUCUUGACGAGGAGGGUUCUCAUGGCCUGUACGGUUCGGUGCUGGGCCAGGUGGAGAGUGCACCGGCGACGGGUCAUCUCUUAGAUGGAGAUGGACAAAAUCUUAACUGCAUGAACAGAGGCAACUUGCGUUACCCCAAGACCAAGAAGUACCUAGUUUCCGAGUGGCUGAAUGAAAAGAUGCCAGGAGCAGAGAAGUUUCAACAAGAGCUGCCGGUUGAGCGGCCACUGCGGAUAACCACCGAUCCAACGGUGCUGGCCACCACCCUCAACAUGUUGCCAGGCCUUUCACACUCAUCUGUUAUCUGCACGACACCCAGACACUAUGUUCGCUUUGGCUCUCCUUUUAAUCCUGAGAGACGCCGGCCACGUCCACUUCAGAUGGACGGCACAUAUGGCUGCUUUAAAAAGAGAUGGAUAAAGCAGGUGGAGGAUGAGAGCUGUUCAGCCAGUGUGGUGGAUGGCACAGAGUCUACCUCCUCGCAGCAAAGCACCAGCAGCAGAUCCACCCCCAAUCCCUUGUCUAGUGAAUUGAAUGCACCUUUCAAGAAGCGCCAUGCCAAGUAUAUGACAGAAACCAUGCUAAUAUCCUCAGACCACUUACUUCGCCCAUUGUCACCCAUCACGCCUCCACUUCCUGAAGACCCCUUACUUCCACUGCUUCAUAAUCCAUGUAGCUCUGUGCUAUCGAAUGGACUUGCAUACUCACCAGUGCCCUCACUGCCGGUCAGCCGCUGUAACACCCCGCUGCAAUUUGAAAAUAUCUCAUCCCCUGAGGUCUCACCUGUUCACCGGCCAGAGUCCAUCUCUCCUGAGCCAUGUCUUCAGACAGACUUCGACAUCCCUCGGACCCAGUUCCCGGAUCUUUCAUUGUCCUGUACCACGGAGAGCCCUAUGGCAGUGGCCACAGAUGACUUUUCCGUUCCUGGAACUCCUUCAAGCAAUGAUUUCCAAGACCCAUCCUCUGGGGGAAUCAGUUCCUUAAAGCCAGUGUCAAGUUCAACCUCAGACCAAACCCCACAAACGAGGGAUCAUGCCUUCAGGACAGAGUUCAACCUCAUAUACACCUGCUCCCCCCUCAAUGCAAACUUGGGAAACACUGACCGACGCCUCUCUUUGUCAGAAGGAGGGUUCUCCCCUGCAGAGUCUGUACAUAAUUCCUUGAGUGGCCAGGGGCUGUUUGGGGAUGUAGGGCCUGGAUGUAUGUCACCAUACAGUGAUCUUCAGUAUGGUGGUGGCUACCCAGAAAGGAGCACAUCCCCGCAUACCAGCAACCCACCACAAAAAAAGAAGAGGGCCAACCAUCAUACCAUUAGUCUGCUGACAGGGAAGCCAGAUUACCAGGCUAUAGCUGUAAGAAGUGAAUACAAGGCAGUACAAAAUAUGGUGUCAUUGUUGGAGUACCGUAAGAGGAAACAAGUUAGCGGCCGUGACCCUGACACAUCUAGCUGCAGUUCAUCCCUGGGUAGCACCCCUACUGGACCUAGUUCUCACCACAUGCAGGAAACCCACCUUCCCCAUUACAUGAUGCGUGCUCUCGCCUCACCACGCAAUUGCGGGUCAUCAUCAGGACGCAGCGGCUCCAACCCUCAGAUAGAAGAGGUCAGUCCUCCGGAACAGCAGGGCUCAUCCGCGCAGGCGAGACAUCCAGAUAGGACUACCCAGUGGAUGGUCCCUACCAGUGUUGAACGUCUACGUGAAGGUCAAGGGACACUGGAGCGAGUGCUGAGAAGCAUGAAGAUAGAGCAAAUGACCAAGAGAAGCAGCAUUUCUACAGAGAAAGAAUCUGAUCCAGAUCAGUAUGACAUGCAGUCAAUGAACAUUCCUUCACCACUGAAGAGCCCUCAACACAGAUACAGUCCAUCAAUGUAUUCACAUCAGUCAUCAGAGGGACACCUGCAGACCAACAGCCCCUCGUUGCUUCAGCAACCUUCCACCUCGCCAUUUAGAAGUUGCUACAGCCACCCGUCAGGCAAGAGCUACUACUACUUCCCCUCCUCCUCCCAUACAGGCCCAUCUCAGGACCACCCUUCAUCUACCUAUCCCGCUCAUUCCCCAGCAACCUCAUCAGACUCCAAGCUUUCAGGAGACUUGCUACAGAUGCAGAGUAGCAACAACGACGCAGAUGGACCCUUCAGUUGCAAUAGCCACCCAAAAGUGGGCCAUUUGAACAGGGGCAACCUGGCCGCGUCUCCCGCCACGGGGCAGUGGGCUCACGGGCUUACGAACACGGACGCGAGCUCCGCGGCGACCAGGGGGAAUCAACAGCAGGUUUCUCGAAACGUCAAGUCGGGCACCCCAAGCUCGAGACUGCUGUCGGUCUCCGGACAAACAAACUACCCGCAGCGAGGGACGAGCCUCGGUCAGUUACAGCACUCUCCACUACAGGGCCCGGGCGUACGGACUCAGUCGGGAAGCUUUUAG
Messenger RNA from Nerophis lumbriciformis (worm pipefish), 4500 nucleotides. The record is from RefSeq and is a predicted model, not a curated record. Lineage: Eukaryota; Metazoa; Chordata; Actinopteri; Syngnathiformes; Syngnathidae.